GUUGACAAAUCGAUCUGUCAAAAUAUCGCAGCAGCGCGUUUAUUUGUUGUUUUCUCAUAUCCUAAAAAAAAAUAUUUAAUAAAUAAAUAACAAGAAACUUAAAUAACAAAAUAAAUACAGUAGAAUGUUUUCGUUAGCGAAAGUAACUCACCCACCGACUGGUGUGGAAUACGCUAUAAACUGCCGGUUCUUCAACAGCACCGACGAGAAUCUCGUCACGGCCGGCACAAACAUCCUCAAAGUGUAUCGCAUUUUCCCCGAUGUCGACCCAGCCAUACGAGCCAAAAACAUCGAAGUCCUCAAUCCCAAAAUGAAGCUAGAAUGUUUGGCUUCGUACACACUAAACGGUAAUGUUAUGUCUCUGGAGCGAGUGACUCUAUCUGGAUCUCUGCGUGAUGCUCUAUUGAUAAGCUUCAAAGAAGCCAAGUUAUCAGUGCUGCAAUAUGACCCCGAUACAUUUUCUCUCAAGACUCUCUCACUGCAUUACUUUGAGGAAGACGACAUAAAAGGUGGAUGGACUGGGAGGCACUUCACUCCCACAGUUCGUGUGGAUCCGGACAACAGAUGCGCGGUAAUGUUGGCUUACAGUAAGAAAUUGAUUGUUCUGCCUUUCAGAAAAGACAAUAGUUUGGAUGAAAUUGAGCUGCCCGAUGUCAAGCCCAUCAAAAAGACUCCCACCCAACUGAUAUCCCGAACUCCCAUCCUAGCUUCGUACAUAAUUUCGCUCAAAGAUCUCGACGAGAAGAUUGACAAUGUCGUGGACAUUCAGUUUUUGUUUGGCUACUACGAGCCAACUCUGCUCAUUCUCUAUGAGCCAGUCAAAACAUUCCCUGGACGGAUUGCCGUGCGCUCGGAUACCUGUGUCAUGGUAGCGAUAUCUCUGAACAUUCAGCAACGAGUUCAUCCGGUUAUCUGGACCGUCACUGGUCUGCCCUUCGAUUGCUUUCGUCUUCUCGCUAUUCAGAAGCCAAUUGGUGGCUGUUUGGUGGCAUCCACCAAUGCACUGAUGUACUUAAACCAAAGUGUGCCCCCAUACGGUGUGAGCUUGAACAGCAUCGCCGACAAUAGCACAACCUUCCCUCUCAAGCCCCAAGACGGAGUUAAGAUAACCCUGGACACGGCGAAGUUCGUUUUCAUCGAUGCUGACAAGAUUGUCAUUUCCCUUAAAGGAGGUGAGCUCUAUGUGCUGACACUUUGCGUCGACUCCAUGCGCAGUGUUCGUAAUUUCCACUUCAACAAAGCGGCUGCUAGUGUCCUGACCAGUUGCAUUUGCGUCUGCCAGGAGGAGUACCUGUUUCUGGGAUCCCGGCUGGGAAAUUCCCUGCUUCUGCACUUCACAGAGGAAGAUCAGAGCACUGUAAUAACCAUCGACGAUACUGAUGUGGAAAAAGACAAGGAAGCUCCAAAGAAGCGAUCCGAAGACGAAGAGCUUGAGGUGUAUGGAUCGGGAAUAAAGACCUCCGUCCAGCUGCGCAAGUUUGUCUUCGAGGUGUGCGACAGUAUCUUGAAUGCCGGGCCCAUUGGGUUCAUGUGCGUUGGUGAACGAGUCGAGGUCGAAGACGAAACUCCUCAUCGACUGGCCGAGAACGUGGCCGAUGUUAAGAUGGAAAUAGUCUGCUCCAGUGGCUACGGCAAAAAUGGAGCCCUCUGUGUCAUGGUGAGCACGAUAUUCCCGCAGAUCAUCACGAGCUUUGAGCUGCAAGGAUGUUUCGAAGUGUGGACGGUAUUUGAUGAUCCCAAUAAAAAAGCCCAAGGCCUAGCCGACCACCAUGACUUUAUGAUUCUCAGUCAGAAGUCAAGUACUUUGGUCCUAGAGACUGGUGAUGAAAUCAAUGAGAUUGAGAAUUCCGGCUUCAGUGUGAAUCAGCCGACGAUUUUUGUUGGCAAUCUGGGCAACCACCGGUUCAUCAUUCAAGUGACCACGAGAAAUGUGCGACUGCUGCAGGGAACUCGCCUCAUUCAGAAUGUUCCCAUCGAUGUGGGAUCGCCAAUGGUGGAGGUAUCCCUGGCCGAUCCAUAUGUGUGCAUACGUGUGCUCAGUGGACAGGUUAUCACGUUGGCUCUGCGAGAAACCAAAGGAACUCCCCGAUUGGCCAUCAACAAGAACACAAUCAGUACAAUUCCCGCCGUUGUAUCGAUUUCAGCUCUAAAGGAUGUCUCAGGCUUGUUCACUUCCAAAUGUGAGGAUGUCAUGAAUCUAACUGGAUCGGGGUCGUCCCUAUAUGGCAGUGGCUUUGGCUACAUGAAAGCUGAACCGAACAUGAAGACAGAAGACGAGGAAGAGAUGCUCUACGGGGAGUCUGGUAACGCUCUCAAGAUGAAGAAUCUUGCAGACCUGGCAAAGAAAUCACGAUCGAAGAACAGUGACUGGUGGAGACGACUUCUUACCCAAUCCAAACCAAGUUACUGGCUUCUGGUCUCCCGAGAUAACGGCAAUUUAGAGAUUUAUUCAAUGCCUGACCUGAAGCUGAUGUACCUUAUCACGAACGUUGGCAAUGGCGCGGAUGUCCUCACCGACUCCAUGGAAUUCGUUCCGAUGCCGCUCAACAAUCAGGGAGAAAGUAGCAAGGCGGGAAUUCUACUCAAUUGCAUGCCACAGAACUUGAACGUCCCAGUUCCCAUUGAGAUUAUGAUUGUUCCGCUGGGGAACCAAGGCAACCGCCCUUUGCUACUCAUCCGUACACGACUGGAAAUAAUGAUAUACCAGGUGUUCCGGUACAUGAAGGGUCAUUUAAAGAUCCGUUUCAAGAAAAUACACACCAUUAACCAAGUGGACAACACCGAGAAGAUGAUCGAGGAUGUGGAAGACCAUGAUCCUUUCCAUUUGCAUGAUGAGUACGUAAACAAAAUGCAUUACUUCACCAAUAUCUCUGGCCUGAAUGGGGUAGCGGUGUCGGGUAUCAAUCCCUGCUUCAUGUUCCUGACCAUCAAAGGAGAAUUGCGUGUCCACAAACUCUACGGCAAUGCCACCAACAAAAGCUUCGCUCCCUUCAACAACAUCAAUUGUCCAGGUGGAUUUCUAUUCUUCGACAAUUCCUUUAAUUUAAAAAUUGCUGUUCUCCCCAAUUACCUCACCUUUGAUGCUCCCUGGCCCAUCCGAAAGGUUCCUCUACGCUGUACUCCACGUCAAAUUGUCUACCACAGGGAAAACCGUGUCUAUUGUGUGGUCACCCAGACCGAAGAGGUGACAAACAAGUACUAUCGAUUCAAUGGCGAAGAUAAGGAGCUGACUGAGGAGAACAAAGGAGAGAGGUAUAUUUAUCCCACAAGGUCGAAGUUUAGUGUUGUUCUGAUAUCGCCAAAUACCUGGGAAAUGGUUCCGGAUGCCUCGAUCGAUUUGGAAGAGUGGGAACACGUGACUGCCUUCAAGAUAGUCUCUCUGGCCUAUGAAGGAACACGGUCUGGUCUGAAGGAGUACCUUUCGAUUGGAACAAACUUCAACUACAGUGAGGACAUAACAUCUCGAGGAAAUAUCUACAUCUACGAUAUCAUCGAAGUUGUUCCGGAACCUGGUAAACCUUUGACAAAAUUCAAGUUGAAAGAAGUCUUCAAGAAGGAACAAAAGGGACCUGUCUCUGCCAUUGCCGAUGUUCUUGGCUUCCUCAUAACUGCCUUGGGACAAAAGAUUUACCUGUGGCAACUCAAAGACGACGAUCUCAUAGGUGUCGCCUUCAUAGACACUCAUAUCUAUGUCCAUCGAAUCAUCUGUGUCAAGUCGUUGAUCCUCAUUGCCGAUGUCUACAAAUCGAUCAGUAUUCUUCGCUUCCAAGACGAAUAUCGAACACUAUCGUUGGUUUCGAGAGAUCUGCAGCCACUGGAAGUCUAUGACAUUGAAUUCGUUGUGGAUAGCACGAAUUUGGGAUUUUUCGUAACCGAUGCCGAUGAGAACUUCAUCGUCUAUAUGUAUCAACCAGAAUCGCGUGAAUCCUUCGGUGGACAAAAACUCAUUCGCAAAGCCGACUUCCAUCUCGGCCAAAAAGUCAACACAAUGUUCCGAGUGCAAUGCCAUCAGAAGGGUCCACACCAACGACAUCCGUUCUUCUUUGAAAACAAACACAUGAUUGUUUUUGGCACAUUGGAUGGUGGAAUCGGUUAUUGUUUGCCUCUGCCCGAGAAGACCUACAGAAGGCUAUUGAUGUUGCAAAAUGUCCUCCUAACACAUAAAGAACAUUUGGCCGGACUCAAUCCAAAGGAAUUCAGGACGUUAAAGAGUUCACGGAAACUAACAACAAAUCCUUGUCGAUGUAUAGUGGAUGGGGAGUUGAUUUGGUCAUACUUUUCCCUACCCCACACAGAGAAGCAGGAAGUGGCGAAGAAAAUCGGCACCAAAUUGGAAGAUCUUUAUUUGGAACUUUUAGAUGUUGAUAGAGUGACGAAUAUAUUCUAGAUCUAAAGAGAUGAAAUAAAAUUAUUUUUUAAAAUAGUCUUAA
Molecule: messenger RNA, 4430 nt
Organism: Eupeodes corollae
Lineage: Eukaryota; Metazoa; Arthropoda; Insecta; Diptera; Syrphidae
Gene: CPSF1
Product: cleavage and polyadenylation specificity factor subunit 1
Exons: 1
Coding region: 125-4387 (1420 amino acids)
Cellular component (GO): mRNA cleavage and polyadenylation specificity factor complex; nucleus
Molecular function (GO): nucleic acid binding; protein binding
Source: RefSeq, a predicted model, not a curated record